Molecule: messenger RNA, 5142 nt
Organism: Melopsittacus undulatus (budgerigar)
Lineage: Eukaryota; Metazoa; Chordata; Aves; Psittaciformes; Psittaculidae
Gene: P2RY1
Product: purinergic receptor P2Y1
Exons: 2
Coding region: 344-1435 (363 amino acids)
Biological process (GO): platelet activation; relaxation of muscle; phospholipase C-activating G protein-coupled receptor signaling pathway
Cellular component (GO): plasma membrane
Molecular function (GO): A1 adenosine receptor binding; ATP binding; G protein-coupled ATP receptor activity
Source: RefSeq, a predicted model, not a curated record
CCGGCGCGCUGCCUCCCUCCGCAGAGGGGCUGCGAUCGUGCUCUCCGCGGUGGCGGCGGCGACGCUAUGGAGGGGUGCCCCGCGCCCGAGGCGCCGUAGAGCCGCUGACCCCCGGCCGCACUGCCCUGCCCUGCCCUGCCCUGCCCUGCCCUGCCCGGCGAUGGGAGCCGGCUCGGCCAGGGCAGCUGCGGGCGGGACACCGCCCCCCGCCGGGCGGACGCUGCCGGCGGCGAGGAGAGGCGAGCGGGCGGCGAGGAGGGCGCCAUGGGAGGCAGCUGCAUUACUGUUCCUGUAGAGAUUUUGUUGCUUCACCUCAGACCUAUGUGACUCAGGCGGAAGGAUCAUGACAGAAGUCCUCUUCUCUGCUGCUUUGAAUGGAACUGAACCCAACCUGUUAUCCAGCAGUGGCUGGUCUGCAGGAAAUGCCACCACCAAGUGUUCCCUUACCAAAACCGGCUUCCAGUUCUAUUACCUGCCCACUGUCUACAUUCUGGUCUUCAUCACUGGUUUUUUGGGCAACAGCGUGGCCAUCUGGAUGUUUGUCUUCCACAUGAGGCCUUGGAGCGGCAUAUCAGUUUACAUGUUCAACUUGGCACUAGCCGAUUUCUUGUAUGUCUUGACUCUGCCUGCGCUCAUCUUUUACUACUUCAAUAAAACAGACUGGAUCUUCGGAGAUAUUAUGUGCAAGCUGCAGAGGUUCAUCUUCCACGUGAACCUGUACGGCAGCAUUUUGUUUCUGACUUGCAUAAGUGUGCACAGAUACACAGGAGUGGUGCACCCCUUGAAGUCACUGGGGAGGCUGAAGAAGAAGAAUGCAGUGUAUAUCAGUGCCCUGGUCUGGGUCAUUGUGGUGGCUGUGAUUUCUCCAAUACUAUUCUACUCGGGAACGGGGAUAAGGAAAAAUAAAACCACGACGUGCUAUGACACAACAGCUGAUGAUUUCCUGAGAAGUUACUUCAUUUACAGCAUGUGCACCACGGUGUUUAUGUUCUGCAUCCCAUUCAUACUGAUUCUUGGUUGCUAUGGGCUCAUUGUGAAAGCUCUAAUUUACAAAGAUUUGGACAAUUCUCCUCUCAGGAGAAAGUCAAUUUACCUGGUUAUUAUUGUGUUGACAGUCUUUGCUGUGUCUUACCUUCCUUUCCAUGUGAUGAAGACCUUAAAUCUAAGAGCCAGGGUGGAUUUUCAAACACCACAAAUGUGUGCCUUCAACGACAAGGUUUAUGCCACCUACCAGGUGACGAGGGGUCUGGCCAGCCUCAACAGCUGCGUCGACCCUAUUCUUUACUUUCUGGCAGGCGAUACCUUUCGAAGGCGGCUUUCCAGGGCAACCAGGAAAUCAUCCAGAAGAAGUGAGCACAAUGUGCAGUCGAAGAGCGAGGAAAUGACUCUCAAUAUUUUAUCAGAGUAUAAACAGAACGGAGAUACCAGUUUGUGAACAAAUGUGAAAGAUUUGGGAAGUUUGAAAAAAUCCUCCGCUUUGAGACACCGUAGUGCUACAAAUGUGUGAGGAAAAUCUUACCAGUCUCUCAAAGUUGUUUUAGGUAAAGCCUCAUUAUUUGGUCUUAGAAAAAGCUUAACAAAACCAGUGGAGGAAUUUCAGUGGAAAAUAACCUGUCAAAAUUCUGCUUUUCCCUCUCCUUACAAUAUUCUCAUUUCUUUCUGACUUGUGUCAGAUAAAGUAAAAUGAAGUAAAUCCCCUACAGGAAGAAAGCAAUCCAAGUGCUUCUGUUUUAAUGACUUAGUGUCCCACGUUUAAAAAAUGUUCUCAAUCAGCCUCUCUAGAAAUGGGAAAUAAAGAUAUGAACGAGCAGUAUCUUCUGUUCUGAGGCUCAGUCCACAUACCUAGCCUUCUGCUCACUUGCCAUUGUAAACAAGUAUUUAAAUCAAAGUCACAAUGCAGUUAUCUCACCUUUAUAGUUUUAUUAUUUCUUCAUCCAGUGUUGGUAAUUAUUUGGUAGUUUGGUGGCAUUUAUGAUUCAGUCUCCUUUGAGUGCUGGUGUUUUACAAAAAGUAGGCUUACUGAUGUGUGCAUGAUUAUGCUUUCAGAUUGCAAUGUUUGUUCAUGAAAAAUCUGGACCACCCUUAAAGGCAAAUUGGCUUCCAGGUGAACUGACACCUUGGCCACUGGCAGACAGAUAAGCAGGUCUCGCUAGGAGCUGGUGCAGGCAGGCGCCUGCUUCGCACGUGCGCAUAGUGGUGUGUUUCAUGAACAGAUGUCAGUGUGCAAAUGCGUGGGGGGGUGAUUUGGUUCUGAGCAGCUGAUAGUCUGAUCCUGCCUUCCAUGCUGAGGAAAACCAGCGUGUUGUCAGCGGGGGAGCCACAGGACAGGGCUGAGCAUGGACUGGGCUCACCUGGGGAGUGCGUGGCGAGCUCUGCGGAGCUGGGGCGAGCUGCCCUUCCCACAGGCUGACCAAGAGCUCGCUACAAUGCAAGUGCCUGACUGCUGGUGUUGGGAGCCUUGCUGGAGGUCUUUACGGGUAAAAUGUGAGAAAUGUGUGUACUGAAAAUAACUGUACCUUCGGAGCAGUAAAACUGCAGUCGCUUGAGUUACCUGCGUUUUCAUUUGUAAAAGAGUAUUUCUGUUCCUGGCAGUCUUUAGAGAUAACGUAAGAGUUGUUUCCCAAGAAAAUAGUUAUUAAAAUGGAUAAUAUAAAUGGAUUAUAUUAUACAUAUAUAUAUAUAAAAUAGUUGUGAAUUAGUUUUUUUGUACUGUGACAAAUAAAUCACUGUAUUAACAAGAUGUUGCAAUGGACUACAGACUAAGUCUGGCCCUUCAUUGUAUAUCUUCUCCAAAUGUGGAAUAGGUCAUCCAAAAUUAGCCAAACUGCAAUAUUGUGUAACACAAGAGCUAGUAAUCAGAGCACAGACGUUGAAAUUUUAUAUGGGCAGUUUUACUCAUUUCUCGUAUUUCUAAGAAAUGUAUUUGAAAAUACUGUGUGCAGCAUGCUCUGAAUUAUAAAUUUAGUGUACGAAAUUUAAGUUCUGUGUAAUCCUAAGAGUGAUUUUAACAGGUCUUUGUUUCUCCAGUCUUCAUAGUAAGAGUAAAAUAUUUACAUUUUACUUACUUAUUUCCAGUGAUUGGUAACAAACAAGAAUAGCUCUAGUUGUUUUCUUGACAACAUUGUAAAGCAGCUUCUGUUCACAUGUACAGCUUCUUAAUCUGCAAACUCCCUAUUUAUUGAACUUAUUUAUUAGAAAGCUGAAUGUAAAGUAUGUAAAGUGUGGUUCUCAGUGUCCAUAUGCAGAAUUGGGCAUUAAUGGCAAAUUUAACAGCAUGGUUCAAUCACUGUAAAACUGUGUCUUCUAACAGAACAUCUUGAUAAUAAACUCAAUUCCACCCUGACUAUUCACUGUUGAUACGUAACCUAGUGAUAAAUUAAACUACUGAUUUAUAGCCUAGAGAUAAAUUAAAGUUCUUAGGAAGCAUAGCUUCUAAAAGCAGUGUUAAGCUCUCAUUUAGCCCCAUAAGAUGAAAAAUGUAGAGGUAGUGAAGACAUUCCAGCCAAGGGUCAAUUGCUAAUUAAUCCCUACUGACAAAAGACUGUGGAACAGCACAGCCUAUUUAUAUCACCGGAGAAUGAGCCUGAUUCACAAUAAAUGACUUCUCCUAUUAUGUGAUUAUUUGAGACUUCAUUCAACUGAGGCAUGUCUUGUUUGGAAUGGCAGAUGAAUUAAAUGGAGAGCUAGCAUAAAAAUAGGAUAUUCUCUGAAUCUGCCUCUGUAGGUUUAAAAUCAUCUUCAUUUCCUGGCAUUUCGUGGUCUAUUCCUCAUUUUUCUUUCACUUAGAAAAUAAAAUGUUCCACUAAUACAUGUCUGAAAAAAGAUCUUGAACAGCCACAGCAGAAUGUGAAGCCGCACGCCCAGGUUGGUCCUUAUGGAGUUACUUACAGUUGUUUUGCAAUAUGUCUCUCUAAUAUGGCAAAGUUGGCUCACUAUUACAGUGUGUAUGAAAUCCAACAGUGUUCUACAGGAACACCUGCAGCAGGCUGGGUGUGAUGCAGGAGAGACCCACGGCUGGAUGGAUGCCCUGCCAGGGUGACCCACCUUCUGGACAGCGCUGCUUUUGUAUUGUCUUUCCCACUGUCUUCUGGGUCUUGGACACCUGCAGUGUCUUUCCCCUUUCCUCAUGAACCUGUUGAAAGCUCUGUGUUUUGCUUUGCCCCACUGAAGAGGACUGUCCAGUUGGCCAGUUGAUUGCUGAGGUCUGUUCUGACACUUCAUUUAAUGAAGAUCGCUCUGACUGGUGAUCAGGCAGCUGCAGUCAGCAUCGUCACCUCACAGAGAAGCAUAUGGGAGCCUCCCGACAAACACUGAGAAGGAUCAUUAAGCACAUUUUCCUCAGUUUGUUUUCCAUCUUUCGGAUCCCAUGACCUGCAGAGCCAUCACCUCAGACUGCAUCCUGCCCCCAUGCAACUCUUUGCUGUACAUAUACUGAGAUAUCACAGCCUCCUCCGAAUCAAGCUGGAACUUGAAGCUGAGCCUCAAAAUCUCAUGUAAAGCUCCUGCUCUUUUUUUUUGAGCAUUGCUGUGUUAGACAUGGAGUAGUCAGAACCACUGCAAAGUCACAUUAAAUCCGUACCUCCUUCUAUGUGACUGCUUUUUACCUGCAACAUGACAGAAUGGUGUCUGUUGCACAUGACCUGGAUGAACCCAAGCAACUCCUGUCCAGGCAGUGUGAUGGCUGGAGAUGGCAGGAGGGCUACCUCCUGGAGAACUUGCAAGGCUGUUGUUAAAUAUUUGCCUUUUGGCACUUACCCUUACUGUAUAUUUGUGGAAGACACAAAUAUACAGUCCACCAACUUUAAAGGCCCAAGGUGAUCCCUGUGUUUAUCUAUAAUCCUCUGUAAUGGGCAUAGUCAGAGAACCCUUUCCUAAGCCACUUGUCUGGAGUUUCCUUUUGGUCUAUCCAGUAUGCAAAGGGAAUGCAAUCUCAGCUACAGCCUUUGGGCUGUUAGUUAAUAAUCAGUGAUGACACAGGUGUUUUGUUUACUUGGAAUGAGAUUCAGCUCAUUGUCUCACUACAGGAAGACCACCUGAAGUUCCAUGUUCACUUGUAUUAGCUUUCGACUAGCAAAUGAGAUUAAACCUAUGGUUUAGUGGUUCUGAUUUUAACCUAUUUUUUCUCUGUGUAGAUUUGGGAAU